AUGCCAGGCCUCGAUCCGAAAGUUGCGGUUCACCACCUUGCAGUCAAACCUGGAGCGCGUCCAAUCAAACAAACUCAACGUCGCUUCCGUCCGGAGCUCUUAAGUCAAAUCGAAGCCGAAGUUGACAAGUUGAUCUCUGCUGGAUUUAUUAGGGAGGUGAAAUACCCGACGUGGAUAGCGAACAGUGUUCCGGUGAAGAAGAAAAUCACGGGACAAAUUCGUAUUUGUGUUGACUUCCGAGACUUAAACGAGGCUUGCCCGAAGGAUGACUUUCCAUUGCCCAUAAUUGAGCUCAUGGUCGAUGCAACCACAGGUCAUGAAGCCUUAUCUUUCAUGGAUGGCUCAUCUGGAUACAAUCAAAUAAGAAUGUCGCCAGAGGAUGAAGAACUCACGGCCUUCCGCACUCCAAAAGGAAUUUACUGUUACAAGGUGAUGCCAUUUGGCCUCAAAAAUGCAGGUGCGACCUAUCAAUGUGCAAUGCAAAAGAUCUUUGGUGACAUGCUUCACAAGAAUGUCGAGUGCUACGUUGAUGACUUGGUGAUCAACUCAAAAAGAAGGGAAGAUCACUUGAAAGAUUUGAGAACAGUGUUUAACAAAUUGCGGAAGUACCAACUCAAGAUGAACCCUUUGAAGUGUGCUUUCGGCGUCAGGUCAGGUAAAUUCCUUGGUUUCAUCGUUAAACAUCGAGGCAUCGAAGUAGAUCAGACUAAGAUUAAAGCCAUCCGAGAUAUGCCCGAGCCAAGAAAUUUACGUGAGUUGAAAAGUUUACAAGGACGCCUCGCGUUUAUUCGGCGAUUCAUCUCAAACUUAGUAGGGAGGUGUCAACCAUUCAGUCACCUUAUGAAAAAGGAUGUUCCAUUUGUUUGGGAUGAAGCUUGUCACAAUGCCUUUGAAAGCAUAAAGAAGUACCUAUCGAGUUCACCACUGUUAGGAGCUCCUAUUCCAGGCAAACAACUCAAAUUGUACAUUGCGGCUCAAGAAAGGUCAAUUGGAGCCCUUUUAGCACAAGAGAAUGAGUCACACAAAGAGCAAGCACUCUACUAUCUAAGCCGAACGCAUACUGGUCCCGAACUAAACUACACGCCUAUAGAAAAGACAUGUCUUGCACUUGUUUUUGCUAUCCAAAAGUUAAGGCACUACAUGCAAGCAUUCACAGUCCAUCUAAUUGCACGAGCUGACCCGGUGAGGUACAUUAUGUCAAAACCAGUCUUGACGGGGCGUUUGGCCAAGUGGGCGUUACUUCUCAAUCAGUAUGAAAUCAUCUACACUCCAGCAAAGGCGGUUAAGGGGCAAGCUGUUGCAGACUUCCUAGCCGAUCAUCCAAUUCCAGCAGACUGGGAAAUUUCAGAUGACCUACCCGACGAACAAGUCUUCUUCGCUGGCGUUUCUUCUGCUUGGAUGAUGUUCUUUGAUGGAUCGGCUUGUAAAGACGGGGCGGGGGCUGGCGUAGUCUUCGUAUCACCCGAGAGACACGUAUUGCCCUAUUCAUUCUCCUUAAGUGAACUUCGCUCGAACAACGUUGCAGAAUACCAAGCUUUGAUCAUGGGCUUAAAAAUGGCCGUGGAGAUGAAGAUAUCAAGCUUAGAAGUAUAUGGUGACUCCAUGUUAGUGAUCAACCAACUGCUAACCCACUACGAAGUUAGAAAGGAUGAUCUAAUUCCAUACCACCAAUUAGCCACGCAAUUACUAGAAAGAUUUGACUUCGUGACGCUGGAGCAUGUGCCAAGAAAAGAUAACCAAAUGGCAGAUGCCUUAGCCAACCUUGCCGCUACAUUGGCAUUGACAAAAGAUGAAGCAAUAAAUCUUCCAGUUUGCCAACGUUGGGUCAUUCCAUUAACGCUUGGGACAUCGCAAGAAGGAGUCAACGUUAUCUCGGUACUGUCUAUUGACGUUGAUGACUGGAGACAACCUUUAAUUGAUUAUCUUGAGCAUGGGAAACUGCCAGAUGAUUCAAGACAUCGAUUAGAGGUACGACGUCGGGCACCUCGAUUCAUUUAUUACAGAGAAAUUCUCUACCGUCGUUCAUUUGAAGGCGUAUUUCUAAGAUGCUUGGACGAAGAAGAUGCAUUCAAAGCAAUGGAGGAGGCUCACUCAGGAAUCUGUGGAGCACAUCAAUCAAAGCCAAAGUUACAUUUCCAAAUAAAACGGAUGGGCUACUAUUGGCCGACUAUGGUCAAGGAUUGCAUGGAUUAUGUGAAGAAAUGCCAAGCAUGUCAAUUCCAUGCCAACUUUAUCCAUCAACCGCCGGAGCCGCUACAUCCUACAAUUACUUCAUGGCCAUUUGAUGCGUGGGGUCUUGAUGUGGUGGGACCAAUAGCACCUAAAUCUUCCGACGGUCAUUCUUACAUCCUUGCAGCCACAGACUACUUCUCAAAAUGGGCGGAAGCUGUGCCUCUAAAGGAAGUGAAGAAAGAAAAUGUAGUGAGCUUUAUCAAGGUAAACAUCAUUAAUCGGUAUGGUGUGCCACGCUACAUCAUCACAUAUAAUGGCAAGCCAUUCUCGAAUCAGUUGAUGGAUAAAUUGUGUGAAGACUUUGGUUUCAAACAACGCAACUCUUCAAUGUACAACGCACCAGCCAACGGUCUUGCGGAAGCGUUCAACUUCAACAAAACUCUUUGCAGCCUGUUGAAGAAAGUUGUUGGAAGAACCAAGAAAGAUUGGCAUGAAAGGAUAAAUGAAGCUUUGUGGGCUUAUAGGACGACAUACCGGACGCCUACUCAGGCUACACCGUACUCACUCGUGUAUGGCGUGGAAGCAGUCUUGCUUCUAGAAAGUCAACUUCCAUCAUUGAGGAUGGCCAUACAAGAGGGAUUGACUGAUGAAGAGAAUGCGAAGCUACGUCUCCAAGAGUUAGAAGCACUAGACGAAAAGAGACUCGAAGCGCAACAACUCUUAGAGUGUUAUCAAGCCCGGCUUUCGAAUGCUUUUAACAAGAAAGUACGCCCCAGAUCUUUUCAGGUGGGAGAUCUCGUCCUCGCAUUACGUAGACCUAUCAUCACAACACACAAAACCGGAAGCAAGUUUACUUCGAAAUGGGAUGGGCCCUACGUAGUACAAGAAGUAUACACAAGUGGCGCUUACAAGAUUAUAGCGGAGGAUGGUUUAAGAAUUGGCCCUAUCAACGGAAAAUUCUUGAAACGAUACUAUGCAUGA
Molecule: messenger RNA, 3153 nt
Organism: Prunus persica (peach)
Lineage: Eukaryota; Viridiplantae; Streptophyta; Magnoliopsida; Rosales; Rosaceae
Exons: 1
Coding region: 1-3153 (1050 amino acids)
Biological process (GO): DNA integration
Molecular function (GO): nucleic acid binding; RNA-DNA hybrid ribonuclease activity
Source: RefSeq, a predicted model, not a curated record